Messenger RNA from Helianthus annuus (common sunflower), 627 nucleotides. RefSeq lists its product as uncharacterized. The coding region runs from base 1 to 627 and encodes 208 amino acids. The record is from RefSeq and is a predicted model, not a curated record. NCBI's taxonomy places the organism in Eukaryota, Viridiplantae, Streptophyta, Magnoliopsida, Asterales, Asteraceae. The transcript has a single exon.
AUGGCCCCAUAUGAAAUGCUAUGCGGAAGGAAAUGUCAGACUCCCAUAUGUUGGGAAGAUUUGGGACAAAGAGAAAUUGCACCUAGCGACGUAGUAGCCAUAACUAACGAGAAGAUUGAUCUUAUACGGGCUAGAUUAAAGGCGGCACAAGAUCGACAAGCAACAUAUGCAAAUCAAAGAAGACGUCCUCUUGAAUUCCAAGUUGGGGAUUAUGUGUAUUUGAAAGUAUCCCCAUGGAAAGGCGUAAUAUGUUUUCGAAAGCGCGGGAAAUUGGGUCCGCGAUACAUAGGACAUUUUAAGGUUCUAGCACGAGUUGGAAGGGUAGCAUAUCAAUUGGAUUUACCGCCAAUUUUAGAAGGGAUUCAUAAUAUAUUCCAUGUAUCUCAACUAAGGAAGUGUCUAUCGGAUGAAACCGCUUGCGUUUCUCACGAUGAUAUUGUAUUAGAUGAAAGAUUGAAUUACGUUGAAAGACCGAUAGCUAUCAAGGAUUCUAUGGUAACGCACCUUCGAAACAAGGCUAUAAAGCAAGUCUUGGUGCAAUGGCAACAUCGGAAAGGAUCAGAUCUUACAUGGGAACUGGAAGAUGAUAUGAGGGAGCAUUACCCGGCAUUAUUUGGUACGUAUUAA